ACCCAGCCGCCCCUCCGCUAGCACCCAACAGCCAGCUGCUCGGGCUGCUGCCGCUCGCCUGCUCCCAAUCCCAGCGACCCAGCCUCCCAGAGUCCAUGAUUCCCCAGCAGUCAGCAUCCAGCCAGCAAGCAGCACUCACUGCACGUCAAGGCGGCCAGCGGUGAGGGGCGCGACUACCGACUACGAGGCCGCGAACACGACUGCCGACCGCGAGGCAGCGAGCGCGACUGUGGCACUGCGCUGCGCGAGGCCGCGACCCUCGGGCCCCAGCAGGCCGGCACCCCGCGACCGCGAGUCUGCGAUUUAGGCUGCGCGGUGCGGCCACAUGCUCCUGGAGUUCUGGUCACCAUUGGAUACAAGUGAACGGCCAGAUAUCGAGCGACUGCAGAGAUAAGUCGUGGUGGCCACUGCAGACGAUCUGGUGUUGGGGUUGCGGCGGCGCCGACGAGACGGAACACCACCGAGCGCAAUGGCGAGCUCCGCGCUGAGACGGUCUAUCCCGCGGCGUACCUCGCUCCGCCACUCCGUUCCUCCCCACCUGCCGCCCGCAGCUGCCGGCGCCUUCCGUCGUUCGUUCCAGUCUGGGGAUGGUGGGGAGACCGUGGAGGAAUUCGAUGAACGGCUGUUUGGGAGCAAGGGCACAGAAGAAGGGUCUCUCUAUGCGAAGCUUGACAGGGCUGAGAAUGCUAGUAGGAGAUACGGCAUGGGCUCUGGAAUGGGUGGUUUCGCUGGGUUGGGUGAUAGGAGGAGCUCUGGGUCAUCCAUGGGUCGUUUCCCUGGGUUCAAUGACAGGAGCGGCUCUGGGUCAGCCAUGGGUGGUUUUGGUGCGCUUAGCGACAAGAGCAGCUCAGGGUUCAUUGGUUUAUAUGAUUCUUCGAAUGAUAGUAUAAAUCAGACGCUGGGUAAUGUGGCACGCUUCCAAACAGAUGAUGACAGCAGCGAAGAUGAUCAGUGGGAAGAGGAUGAUUUUGACUUCAGGCCUGAUGUGACGUAUAGGCGAGGAUCGACUUAUUCUGUUCGGGACCUUGACCUUACAAGACCUGCAGCCGCAAAGAAUCCUCCUAGACCACAGUUUGAAACAACUACAGCGGAGGUUUUGAGGAAGGCUGAUUUUAGGAACGUUAGAUUCCUCUCCCACUUUCUUACGGAAGCUGGAAUUAUCAUCAAGAGAAGCCAGACCCGUAUAAGUGCAAAAGCUCAGCGUAAGAUUGCAAGAGAGAUCAAAACCGCGCGUGCAUUUGGGCUAAUGCCUUUUACAACAAUGGGUAGAAGACCAUUCAUCUUUGGCAGAAGUGCGGAGGAGCACUAUUCAGAGGAGGAAUAUUUCGGCUUUGGGAGGCAGAGGGAUAGUGAGCCUGUUGAGGAUAAUGGGGACGAGGAGCCAAAUGUGGAGGUUGCAUAACAUUCUGGAGUAUCCUUUUCCAAGUGUUCGUGUUCUUCUGCCGGCCUCAUUCAACAUAAUGCUCCUUUUUCGUCUUCAGAGCAUAGCGUAGCUCAGCUUAAAUAAAACUGUAACAUCGCACUUAUUCUGUACACUUGUGUCUUGCUCACCUGUGCCAUCAUAGCAAAAUAUCCCCAGCUUGAUAUCCUCCUGGUUGGAGACCAUAUAUGCAAUAUGAAAUGGAACAUGGGAUCAGUGCUUUCCUGUGCGCUGGGAAACUUGAGGUAGUUGUACUGAUUUCAAUUUUCUGUUGGAUAUUGGUUGGGCUGAUGCCACCGACAGAUCAUGAAUUCAUGUGCUGGUCGUUGACAGCUUCAUUUUUCUA
Molecule: messenger RNA, 1766 nt
Organism: Sorghum bicolor (sorghum)
Lineage: Eukaryota; Viridiplantae; Streptophyta; Magnoliopsida; Poales; Poaceae
Exons: 5
Coding region: 470-1402 (310 amino acids)
Biological process (GO): translation
Cellular component (GO): ribosome; mitochondrial small ribosomal subunit
Molecular function (GO): structural constituent of ribosome; small ribosomal subunit rRNA binding
Source: RefSeq, a predicted model, not a curated record